AGCAAUGAUAGCGGGGCUAGGCCAGGCGCUGAAGCUUUUUAUAAUCAUCAUUUCUGGCUGACGGGUUUCGCACAAAAUGGCGAAAUGCCAAGUGCCCGAGUGCUACAAUCGCCGCGACAAGGACAAAGGGAGGAAGAGCUUCUUCCGGAUUCCCGACCCUGCCAAGGGGUACCGGGACCUAGCCCAGAGGUGGCUGGCCAACAUCGGCUCGGGCAAGAAGGUGGAGGGCUUUGUCUUCUCCAAGAACAAGCUAGUCUGCGAGGACCACUUCGAGUUGACGUGUUUCAGGGAGGAUCUGCAGGCCCGGGUGCUCGGAUACCGUCCCGCGCGCAAGAAGCUCAAGCCGGGCUCCGUGCCCACCCUCUUUGAGAGCUGUCGGGACGGAAGGCGAGACCCGCAAAGACUCUGGCCGAGUCAGCAUCUGAAUACUGUCGCCCGCAAGAUUGCAAGAAAACGUUCCAGGCCCAAAGCAGAACCUUCCAUUCCGCGCCCAUCAGAGCUGCUGCCGUCAAGUUGCGGUCCUGCCUACAGUCAGGGGAACGGACAGCAGGAAGCGCCUCCCUCGCUGCAACCAGACUCGCCACCUAUCGUGAUUGCUGAGGACAUCGUAAAGACGGAACGGGACGAUGGCACAUGGCAGCAGGCUACCAGGCAAAUUCUUACCCCAGUGGUCAGUGCGCCAUUAAGUGCACCCGACACUUUACGUCUGGCACCCGGGAACCACCUCAAAGUUCGCUUGGUAGAAUUUGCAGACAAAGAGGUCCAAACGGACCCCGUUCUUAUUUUGCCGAUCAGACGAUAUGACUGUUUGCAUGGCAACAGAGUGUCAUGGUUCAGGGGUCAAAGAUGAAAAACAUCGAAUUACUUAAAUACUGACUCCAUCCGAGAGAAAUUUCACACAUAUCCACCACUUUUUUAACAAGAUAUUAUUCGCUUUUAUUUAUGUACAAAAUAUCUUACAUAGUUUUACUCUGCCAAAAAAGUGUUAACCUCAUGUAGUGUAAUUUUGAUUUAUGGGCGCGUUUAUAAUAACUGUCCGUACCGUUUCAUUGCAAGAACAUCCAGCGCCUUUGCCUAAAUUCCGUGAAGAUGUAUACGUCGUCAGGCAAAAGUCUAAGAGUUUAAUUCUAAUAUCAGCAUUAUUUUGACAUUUGAUCAAUAUCGGUUACAAAAUAGCACCUCAUUUUUUGCUGUUGAUUUCUUUCCUAAAUGCUCAGCAUCUUAUUCCCAAGAGGAUUAAAGGCAACAGUGGAGUGGCCAUAAUUUGAAAGAGUUAAUAAUUCCCUACAAUUAGUGCAAAUACAAUGUAGCCCUGUCAUAUGCUGCCUACUACUCGUAUGGGCGGUUGGUGCCUGGCAUUCCCUUGCAGUGUACAUGUGUCCUGAUAUUUUAAAGAGGGCCGUAUCUCCAUUUUAUAUAUUGUAGUAGGGUUUCUUACCUUGAUAGCUGUCUAAUUUUUGUGAUGAUUCAUUUGGUGAAUUAAAUGUAUUAGUUUGCUUCUGUGCUGAUAGUCAACCAUAGUUCACCGGCCAUUGGUACGCUAAAACACGACGGUAAUGAAGCAAAGGAAAGAGUUUCAUAUACAGACAGCAUUAAUCUUCCCUUAAAAUGUCAUCACAGUUAUCAGAAAUUGAUCACAUAUCCCAAACAGUGAAAUUUAGCUGAGAAAAUUCCAAAGCAUUUGCUUAGAAACCACUUACGUUUUCUCAGACAAGUCUCAUAGGUUUGUGCACGCACAGAGGCAUCAAGUCUUAGUCCGUAUGCGCUCUUUCCGAAAUGAGCAAGAUCAUUUCUUAAUGCCUAGCUAUGUUGGUAAUUUCAUCAUUGCCUCUUUUUGUAUUUUGAAUCAUUUUCUGGCUAAAAAAAUCCUAGUAUGUAUUGUUCCAAAUUUAAUUCCGUCCAAUGGACUGUUUCAUCCAAGAUUUUGAAAAAAAAACAAUAGUCCAGUGCUUGCAAUUUACGGAACAAAACAUUUCUGCACUAUUCUACAUACAUGUAAUCCAUGAUGGCGACAUCUCAGAAUUUGAUCUUGGUAAUUUCAUAUUAUUCCCAGAUUACAAGCAAAACUAAUUCCAUCUGUUACGUUUCCUUGGAUGAAUUUCAAAUGAUUUCGUUCUUAGAACAAAUGUCGUGAACGAGACAAUAUGGAAAUAAAAUGAACAAAUAAAGUCUAUAAAAACA
Molecule: messenger RNA, 2181 nt
Organism: Acanthaster planci (crown-of-thorns starfish)
Lineage: Eukaryota; Metazoa; Echinodermata; Asteroidea; Valvatida; Acanthasteridae
Molecular function (GO): sequence-specific DNA binding
Source: RefSeq, a predicted model, not a curated record